Molecule: messenger RNA, 693 nt
Organism: Panicum virgatum (switchgrass)
Lineage: Eukaryota; Viridiplantae; Streptophyta; Magnoliopsida; Poales; Poaceae
Product: protein FAR1-RELATED SEQUENCE 5-like
Exons: 1
Coding region: 1-693 (230 amino acids)
Biological process (GO): regulation of DNA-templated transcription
Source: RefSeq, a predicted model, not a curated record
AUGGGUCUUAUAAUGGACCGGGAGAAGGAAACUUGUAAAGUUGCUGAUUUGAUUUUGGAACACAAUCACAUGCUUCAGUUGCCACAAACCUCGCACUUGAUGGUGUCUCAAAGAAAAAUUUCAGAGUUACAAGGUUUUGAAAUUGAAACAGCUGACGAUGCAGGAAUUGGGCCCAAAGCAGCACAUGAGUUGGCGUGUGUGCAAGUUGGUGGUUCAUCCAAUCUCAGUUAUACUCUUUGUGAUCACAAGAAUUAUUUACGGGCCAAGCGCCAGCGAGAGAUGGCAUAUGGUCAAGCAGGAAGCAUGCUUAUGUAUUUUCAAGAUAAAAUUGCUGAGAACCCUUCAUUUCAAUAUGCAUUGCAGAUGGACAUAGAAGAACAAAUAGCAAAUAUAUUUUGGGUUGAUGCUAAAAUGCUCACUGACUAUGCAUAUUUUGGUGAUAUUGUCAGUUUUGACACUACUUUUGGAACAAACAAGGAAAGUAGACCUUUUGGUGUAUUUGUUGGGUUCAAUCAGUUUAGAGAAACAGUGGUUUUUGGUGCCGUUCUCUUAUAUGAUGAGACAUUUGAGUCCUUCAAGUGGUUAUUUGAGACUUUCCUCAAAGCACAUAAUGGCAAGCAACCAAAAACAAUUUAUACUGACCAAGAUUUUGCAAUGGGAAAAGCAGUUAAGGAAGUGUUUUUAGAAGCAUGA